Trichomonas vaginalis G3 is the source of this 162-nucleotide messenger RNA. Its product is annotated as spectrin binding. Gene Ontology annotation, molecular function: protein binding. The record is from RefSeq and is a predicted model, not a curated record. The coding region runs from base 1 to 162 and encodes 53 amino acids. The transcript has a single exon. NCBI's taxonomy places the organism in Eukaryota, Parabasalia, Trichomonadida, Trichomonadidae.
AUGCCUGAAACAAUGGUUGAUUCUAAUCAUCCUCUUGCACUUGCAAUCGAAAGAAAUUCAAUUGAAGAUGUUAAACGUUUAGUAGAAGAUGGUGCUGAUAUUAAUAUGAUCUUUUACUCAAAAACCUUAAGGAUGGGCACUCAUAGGCUCCUGACAGCAUAA